ACCAAAUGGGGAGAAAAUCUGCAGCUAAAGAGACUGAAGGGCAGGUGCUUGCUCAGCCGACCAUGUCGUUUCGUGCUCCGGCUUAGAGCAAAACGACAUGCCCGUUGCCCAGUCAUGUUCCAGCCUUGGGCUUUGAGUUAAAAAAAAAAGGAGCCCCAUUCUGUCUGAGAGAGAGAGAGAUGAGACUCUUCUGCACUUUAUUCUGUUCAAAUUCCAUGCUUUGGUGUAAGCUGUUUACGAGGCUGUGUUUCAAGAAAGAGAAAUAGUAGGCCCCCACCAGUCUUCUCUCUCUUUCCCCCUCUAUCUGUUAUUGGCAGCUUGUCUUGUUCUUAAGCUCCAAAAACUAAACUCGGUUAGAUUUCAAGUGUUGUCUCUCUCUGAUUAUUGAUUUCCCAACUUUACUUGGUUUUGGGUCUUUGUUAACACACAUAUACAUCUCAGCUAGCCGAAUGUUCACCAGUGGAGAAAGUUCUGAAAGAAUUCCCAAAAUCCGAAUGCAGAGAUACUGAAAUCUUCUUGCAAUUUGAGAAAAGUGAUGACCGCCCAUUUGUAGCUCGGGGAAAGGUUUUCAGAUUAUGAGGUUUAUUUUAUGUUUUUGCUGAUUCUAAGGAAAACUGGGGAGGAGUGGUAGGGGAAAAUAGAAGGAGAGCUGUAUGAAGAAAUAGGGAAACAAUGACUGAUGGGAGUACAAAGAAAAGCAAGUUCUCUUGGUCCAAGAAACUGGUUAGGAAGUGGUUCAACAUCAAGAGCAAAAUCGAACAGUUUCAGGCAGAUGAAGCUGUUUAUGGGGGUGGUGAUGUGGAAUGGGGAAACAGCUUCUCAGAGAGGGAGCCAUGUACUAUUAAAAAGAGCAGAACAGAAAAAAUAAGCAAGAGCUCGGACCGUGUCCGGCGGGGGAGAGUUGAUCUUGAUCAUCCUCAAAUUAUAAAUGUGCAGAACUAUAGCACGUUUGUGGCUACCUGGAAUGUAGGUGGAAAAUCACCAACGAGUAAUUUGAAUCUAGAUGAUUUUCUGCAUUCCUCACCUCCUGCAGACAUUUAUGUUCUUGGAUUUCAAGAAAUAGUUCCUUUGAAUGCCGGGAACAUUCUGGGUGCUGAGGACAAUGGCCCUGCCAAGAAGUGGCUUCAUCUAAUCCGAAAGACUCUAAACAAUCUUCCCGGAAGUAGUGGAGGAAGUGGCUGCUACACACCUUCUCCUACCCCAAAUCCCAUUGUAGAAUCAGAUGCAGACUUUGAGGGAUCAAUCAGGCAGAAGGCAUCCUUUUUCCCUCGUCGAUCAUUCCAGACACCGUGCAGCUGGAAGGAAAAUGACCCGUCAAUCUCACAGCCUCGCCUUGAUAGGCGAUACAGUGUAUGUGACCGGGUGAUCUUCGGUCAUAGGCCAAGUGACUACGACCCCAGUUUCAGAUGGGGUCCUAGGCCAAGUGACGCUUCCUGGAGUCACAGACCCAGUGACUCCUCCUGGGGUCAUAGACCAAGUGACUAUUCCUGGGGCCAGAGGCCAAGUGACUACUCAAGAUGGGGUUCGUCUGAUGAUGAUUAUGGGCCAGGUGAUUCACCUAGCACUGUGCUAUUUUCCCCGAUGUCUAAUGUUGCACCUGCACAAGUCGAAGAUGGACGCAGGGUGCAGGGGAAUUCAAGGUACUGUUUGGUCGCAAGUAAGCAAAUGGUAGGCAUUUUUCUCACGAUAUGGGUUAAGAGUGAUCUGAGGGAACAUGUUCGCAAUAUGAAAGUGUCUUGUGUUGGCAGAGGAUUGAUGGGUUACCUCGGAAAUAAGGGAUCGAUCUCUAUAAGCAUGUUGUUGCAUCAAACAAGCUUUUGCUUUGUCUGUAGUCAUUUGACCUCAGGGCAGAAGGAAGGCGAUGAGCUACGCAGGAAUGCCGAUGUGAUGGAAAUUCUGCGUAAGACAAGGUUCCCACGAGUCCAUGGUACGGCCGAUGAGAAGUCUCCAGAAACAAUCCUUCAACACGAUCGAGUUAUUUGGCUUGGAGAUCUGAAUUACCGGAUUGCCCUGUCUUACCGUUCUGCCAAGGCACUUGUUGAAAUGCAGAACUGGAGGGCAUUGUUAGAGAAUGACCAGCUGCGGCUAGAGCAGAGACAGGGUCGCGUUUUUCAUGAAUGGAAGGAAGGAAAGAUAUAUUUCCCACCAACGUACAAGUAUUCGAAUAACUCUGACAGAUACACGGGGGAUGACAUGCACCCAAAGGAAAAAAGGCGAACUCCCGCAUGGUGUGAUCGAAUUUUGUGGUAUGGAGGAGGGCUUCAACAAUUGUCCUAUGUUCGUGGAGAAUCAAGGUUCUCAGAUCAUAGACCAGUCUGUGGCAUGUUUUGGGCUGAGGUUGAGUCCUACCAGGGCCAGUUGAGGAAAACCACCAGUUCUUCUAGUUCCAGGAUUGAGGUGGAGGAGCUGUUACCAUACUCACACGUGCCAUACUCCCACGGAUAUACAGAACUCUGCUUUUUCUGAAGCGCAGAGAACUGAUUACUAUUACAUUUGAGCAGAAAUGGCUUUGAAUAAGUUCAGCCUUGGAGGAUGAUGGAGACUGUCCAUUGCUCACUAACCGAAAAACAUUGGUGUAUAUAUAAUUUUGCUGGCUAACUCCACAAGAAUCUUGACUCGGCAUAGUUAUGAUUACCAUUCAUUUGUUAGCAAACAGUAUACAAUUAUGAAUCACAAUUCAACUGCCUGACAAAGAAAUGCCCACUUUCAGUGUCUUAAAGUUCCCACAAGCAUUUGUUAGUCCACAUACCUUCAGGAUGAACUCAAAUCAAUGGAGCACUUCGAAGGGGGUAAAUCAGGAAUAUUUUAUUCAGAGAUUCUUUAUUUUUUUGAGAAAGCAAAAGACAAUGGUCAAAAUAAUCAUUUAUGUGCUGCCUUUUUGUUUUAAAUGAAUGGAUAAGCAAAGAACUGAUGUAUACUCAUUACAAGAGUGAUGAAAAAGAUACAAAUUGAAGGUACUAAGCAUCUUGUUGUUUGUUGUUUAGUUGCUCAAUGAUUUCACUGAAAAAGGUAGUUUUCUUGAUUGUCACACCAUGGGAAUUGCUUGCUUUUCUUUUUCUGUGAGGUGAAGAAAACCUCCAAAAGCAAAAGAACAAUAUAACAGAGACCUGUCAGGUUUGUUGGGAGGGAAGCCAUUAUUGAUAAACGUUCUUUUGCAGGGAUGUUAUUUCCACAUAAGACUUUUGCUUUUAGUACCAUUCUGAUAACUUUUUUUUUUUGUCUCUUAGAGGACCAAAACACAAGUCAGUAGUAUAUGCAGCACAGGCCCCAAAACAACUCUUUUCUGGUCAAGAAGAGGGUAAAAUUUGCACAUUGUAGAAGAAAAAUGAUAUAUUUUCAGAAUUUUUUUUUUACUAAAAAAAGGUUCUUAGAAUGAAAUGGCAGAGACAACUUUGUAAUUAUGAGUCAAAACGGAGAUCUUCUGUUCUAUCAGAUUGCCCAUUUCAAAACUUUGGAUGGAGAAUGUGAAUGUUGAAAAUGACAAUCACUUGAUGUAAAUGGAUUCCAUUUAGCCAAGUUGCUGUAACAUGAUCAAAUGCAUGUUUAACAAGGCAUGGCAAAAGGCUUACUCCCCUGGCUUGUGCCAAAUUUAACUAGAGGGGGAGAAACGAUGGCAAAGAGUUGCAGCACUGGAGGGAACUUGGAGCCAAUGAGAUGGGAAGAAAAGACUAUCUAUGAUGCACCUCCCAUGGUGAUCAUCAUCAGCCUGCAAAUUCAAGUUUUACUCGAAUCUGGGAAUGGCUUGUUUCUUCCUCAGUUGAAAGCCAAACUCUCGAAGGGGCUGUCCUUCCUUCACUCUGGUCACUGCCAGAGCUGGUAUCAGAGAAGGUUUUCUAACUGUCUCGUCCGCGGCAAUCUGCAUCUCUCUGCAUUCUGGGGA
This is a messenger RNA of Diospyros lotus (date-plum), 3880 nucleotides long. Its product is annotated as type IV inositol polyphosphate 5-phosphatase 7-like. The record is from RefSeq and is a predicted model, not a curated record. Gene Ontology annotation, biological process: phosphatidylinositol dephosphorylation. Gene Ontology annotation, molecular function: inositol-polyphosphate 5-phosphatase activity; phosphatidylinositol-4,5-bisphosphate 5-phosphatase activity; phosphatidylinositol-3,4,5-trisphosphate 5-phosphatase activity. NCBI's taxonomy places the organism in Eukaryota, Viridiplantae, Streptophyta, Magnoliopsida, Ericales, Ebenaceae. The transcript is spliced from 14 exons. Bases 673 to 2466 code for a protein of 597 amino acids.